AUGGACUCGCGUUCAACUAAAACUCCAUACAAUAGUAUCUAUGAACCGAUUAAAGUGAGUUGAUCAGAUCCAAACUGAUAGAACUAGUGUGUUUCUCAGAAAAAUGCGCCCAAAAUCGAUGAACUCUGUUGUUGUGUUCAUGGAGUUCAAUGUGCAAUGGGUAAAGCGAAUCCGGUUGCUUUGGCUGCUGCAGCAGCUGCAACUGGAAAACAAGAAGAUGAUCAAUAUGUCAAUUUGAUGGCACCACCAACUGCUGAAUCAAAAAUGGUAUCCCAAUUGACGACAAAGUUGCAUAAGUUGGCGGCUGAUGAGAGAGCGUCGAGAAAAUGUGAAGCUGUGAGCCUUGACUCGCUUCAACAUUUGCCACCGCCUCCUGCAUCUUCGGUAAAGGGUCAAUAUCGGAAACCGUUCAAAAAUCCAACCGAUACCGAUCAAUCUUAUAUCAUGCUUGGAACUGAAGAUCAAACAACGAAGUCAUCACUUCCACCAACUGAUUCGACAUAUUCAAAGGUCACCAAACCCGAUGAUUCGAAUUUCAAAUCAUAUGCAGCAGCAGUUUAUUUGGGUGCAAUGACACGUUCACAAGCCGAGCAACAAGUUGCCAACAUCACUGAAUUUGCGCUUUAUCAUCAUUUUUCGAAGACUGCAAAACUGGAUACUCUUUGUGAUGCUUUGCCAUUGAUAUUGGUUUAUAGAACAUCAUCGAAUCAAUUCAAGCAUUAUCCAAUUCGCACGACUUCGAGUGGCGGUGAAGUUCAAUAUUUUGUCGAUUAUGGAAGAGCGAAUGUUCGCAAACAUUGGUCAUUGAAUCAACUCGUCAAAUAUUAUCAGACCCAUGUUUCAUUCGAUGCCAAUAAUCAAGGAAUUGCUGAUGUAUUCAGCGACUGGCAUGAUUGA
Molecule: messenger RNA, 897 nt
Organism: Caenorhabditis angaria
Lineage: Eukaryota; Metazoa; Nematoda; Chromadorea; Rhabditida; Rhabditidae
Source: the annotation of a GenBank genome assembly